AUGAGAUCGGGAAUUGUUAAAUGUAAGGUUAAAAAUGUUCAAACAGGAUCAAUUACUGUGGAGGAUUUUUCUGGAAUGAAAUUUGAAAGAGCUUUAAUUAAUAAAGUUCCCGUCAUUUAUUCUUAUUCAGAUUCUGAGUUUUCCUAUUUUUUAGAUUCAGAGACUUAUGCGGAAAUUAGAGUUUCAAACAAAGAUUUUGAAGAGGAAAUUAAAUUUAUAGAAGAGGGUCUUGAGCUAAGCUUAAGUCUUUAUGAGGAGGAGGUGCUAGCCAUUAAUUUACCAGAAAUAGUUUCUUUAACCAUUGAAAAGCUUUCUGAUGAUUUGCCUGCUACAGAUCAGAAGAAAGUUGUUACUUCAACAGGACUUACUGUAGCUGUACCUAAGUUCUGUGAAGUGGGUGACAAAAUAAAUGUGUCUACUUCGGAUGGAAAAUAUAAGUCACGUUAA
Rattus rattus (black rat) is the source of this 447-nucleotide messenger RNA. RefSeq names its product elongation factor P-like. Gene Ontology annotation, cellular component: cytoplasm. Lineage: Eukaryota; Metazoa; Chordata; Mammalia; Rodentia; Muridae. The coding region runs from base 1 to 447 and encodes 148 amino acids. The transcript has a single exon. The record is from RefSeq and is a predicted model, not a curated record. Gene Ontology annotation, molecular function: translation elongation factor activity. Gene Ontology annotation, biological process: peptide biosynthetic process; translational elongation.